Lottia gigantea (owl limpet) is the source of this 1191-nucleotide messenger RNA. RefSeq lists its product as hypothetical. Gene Ontology annotation, cellular component: U12-type spliceosomal complex. Gene Ontology annotation, biological process: mRNA splicing, via spliceosome. Lineage: Eukaryota; Metazoa; Mollusca; Gastropoda; Lottiidae. Bases 1 to 1191 code for a protein of 396 amino acids. Gene Ontology annotation, molecular function: U12 snRNA binding; pre-mRNA intronic binding. The transcript is spliced from 5 exons. The record is from RefSeq and is a predicted model, not a curated record.
AUGAGAGUAGGAAAGAGGGUGGUACAAGAUGGUCCAGAAGAAGAUAUUGAGACAGAAGGAGAAAGAUACCUUCAUUCAUUGGCUAAAAAACAAAUGAUGACCGAUAUUACAUUAAAAAAGCAAUUUUCCCAACAUCGACAAUUUAGCACCACAAGCGCCUUUAAGCCUCAUGUGGACACCCUAGUAGGUGUUGUUCAAUUAAAAGACUAUCAGAAAACUGACCACCUCGAUGCUAGAAUAGAAGAACUUAGCCGCUAUGGGUUAACAAACAACGAAAUUCAAUUGAAAAUAAAACACGAAACUGGCAAAUUAUCGGAGAUGCGCUCUGGUGUUCUGAUAAAUCCAGAUAUAGAAAAGGAACAACUAACAAUCAUUGAUGCAAAGAUCUCUGAGAAAAAGUCCGCGGACAGCUUUCCAGUUCAAUUUUCGGACGUCCAGAAGGUCACAAGGCACGAAAUGGAUCUAGAAAAGGCGAUCUGCUCCACUAAAGAUGGAAAAUUGAGUAAACAUCUUGUUGUUCAAAAAGAUUAUGAGAAAAGUAACCCUCUUAGUAUGGUACCUGAUCUCAUGACGGAAAUGGAAGACAAAAUCAAUUCCAAAUUCCGCGAAAGACGACGUGAACGGAAACGAAAUAAGAAAUAUGGAGAGUCCGUAGAUAAAAUGAAAGCAGAAAUUUCUUCCGAAUUAAAGGAAGGAAACUCUCUUGCAACUGAAGAAUGUCAAGAAUACAAAGGACCUUACGGUGAAUGGGAACUUGUUCUUCCACCCCCAAAAGACAAAAACAUUGUUCUUGGACCGUUACCCCUCGGUACCUCGCGCUCUAUAAAAACAACUCAUGUGAUCGAACAAAUUCCUGAAAAAGAAAUACUAGAUAAUAGACUGACAUGUGAGGAAAUAAAGCAAAUCCCGAAAUUUGAGAAUUAUCACAAGGGUGUUGCUAAUAAUGUGCUGUAUAUAAAGAACAUAGACAAUAAAGUUACAGAAGAAGAUCUAAUAUCUGUGUUUGGUAGAUUUAGACAAGACGAUCAGCCAAGCAUCCAAUAUAAACUAAUGACGGGUAGAAUGAGAGGACAAGCAUUUAUUACAUUUCAUGAUACACCAACAGCCGCUACAGCUUUAGAAAUGAUCAAUGGUUAUAAGUUAAAAGAUAAACAUUUGAUAAUUCAGUAUGGCAAACCAUCAAAUAAAUAA